Messenger RNA from Carassius auratus (goldfish), 2375 nucleotides. RefSeq lists its product as uncharacterized. The transcript is spliced from 6 exons. The record is from RefSeq and is a predicted model, not a curated record. Lineage: Eukaryota; Metazoa; Chordata; Actinopteri; Cypriniformes; Cyprinidae. Bases 123 to 1814 code for a protein of 563 amino acids.
GUGUGACGUCAUAGAGCUGCGCCGCGCUGCAGCGUCUGUUGCCACUCGGCUGGAGAAAGAGUGUCCAAUCACAAACUUUCCUGCUGAAGAGGCUGAGAUCCACGUGACACACUUUUAUAAAGAUGGAGUUUAUUAAAGAGGAGAGUGAAGAUUUGAGGAUUGAAGAAACAUUCAGAGUCAGACAUGAAGAUGCCCAGGCACACACAGAUGUUCCAAAAUCUUGUCCAGCCAAACUUCGCGUAAUUCUUCAAGACCAUGAUAUUCGCAAACUUGACUUGCCUCAUGGAAUCCCUGGAACUGUGAGUGAACUUGAGUCUGUUAUGAGGAAGACAUUUGGCCUUAAUGGGAACUUUACUUUGCAUUAUAAGGAUGCUGAUUUCGGAGAGGAAUAUUUUUCUCUUACCUCAACAAGUGACAUCAAGGACAAGGACACAGUUAAGGUGAUCCACAUUGUUGAACCUCCCACACUUACGCUGACUUUUACUGAUGUGGAGAGUUCCAUUAAAAGUGCAUCAAAGACCUGCAUCCAAACCUCAGUCCACACUUCAGUGACCGACAUCUACCCUUCUAUCAGCAGUUCCAAUUCUGGAUCGCAGGAUACACCGAUUCUUUCAUUAUCUGAACACAAGACUCAGCGUUCACAGCGUUGGCCUUCUGAAUUCCCAGUACCUCGCUUUGCCUAUGAUACAGAACUUGUGCUUGCCACAGCAAGUGAAGCUUUCAAGAAGAAUGGAAUUCAACUCAACUUUACAUCAAUCCUUCCAGACAUCCUAGAGAAACUGGCUGAAAACAUCUUUCAGUAUGUUGCCUACCCAACAAGCGCGCAGUUGUCUGAUGUUGCAGAGGCGCUGAUUCAGAAAUAUCCUUGUCUUAAAGAACCAGGCUCAUAUAAUGGAUGCUAUGGAUGGCGACAGAGACUGAAAUAUAAAAUGGGCAACUACAGAGCAAAGCUGAGAGGACUUGGAUGCCUUGAACUCGAUGUUAACUCGGUCAAAAAGAAGCGCGCACAUGAAAAAGCACCUGCAAAAAAUAUCAAAAAGCCAAGAAAGGCAGAGGUGAACUUUUUGCCCCCUCACCCUCUAGGAGAAACCGAGGAAAGCUUGGAACAUCAAAGGGUGGAGCUCCUUAAUGAAAUGAAGAAGAAUAUGAACUAUCAGAUCAUCAGUGAAAAAAUGGCAAAGACAUUCUCUAUUCGCAGGCAGGAAAUUGUCAGUCAAGCAAUACCAGUCAAUGAUAUAAAAUACAGAUGGCCUGCUCUUUUUCAUGCAGCUCAGAUAAAUGAAGAAUUCGAAAGGAUCACCACUGUUAAUCUGGAGGCAAUGUUCAUGGCAAGACUGGACCAAUACUCUCCUAAAAUAAUGUCCUUGGUGUUGUCAAGAGGACAGUCUUCAAAAAUGAGUAUUCAUCGUAUUAAGAACAUGCUGCUAGAGGAUUAUUCUGUGGAAGGAAGGAGAGAAGCUACUAUCCGUUCAUUGGUGGUAUUUCUCAGAGAAAAUGAGGAAGAUCUGUUUAAAGAACAUUUGGAUGAUGGGGAUAUUGGCAAUGAAGAGAUGAAGAUUAUUAUAACUAGAGGUUCCACAAUGUUAGAACCAGCCAGAGCAACAAUUGUGAUUGAGGGAAUGGAAAUCCAGCAAGACCUGGACGUAGCCAGGGCCUGUGCAUUGCUAAUGGGACUUAUAUACGCACUCAACCUCAGCUACCCAAAAGAACUAAAAAACACUUUUGAGGCAUUUCAAAAGAUAUUCCUUGAGCUGGAUGAUAUGAAAGCUAGCCCGAAGGUAAUGUCUCUAAAAAACAAACUAUUAAAACUGUAAAGAAUUAGGUUGCUGUCAUCAAAUUCAAGUACAAUUACAGCAGUUGUAUGCUUGACAAGUAGCGGUUUAUUUGGAACACCUAGAUAAAAUUAAUGUUUAAAAAAAAAAAUCAACAGCGUUAGUUUUAGCUUGGUGGACAACCAGUGUUGUUGAAAUUUAUUGUUUUCAGUGUUCUUUUUUGGAAGUAAAACCACAUAUUUACUCACAAAAGAGCUUGGGAAACAUAUUUUUCUCAUGGUUUGUGCCAUUUGAUUCAUUUUUGGCAACACUAAAUCUAUGGAUAUUCCUAUUCAGAUAUGUUUUAAAGCACUGGAUUCAGUUCAGAGGAUCAAAAUCCAUGUUCUUAAAUUGAACAUGUUGUUUUAUUUUGUUUAAGGGAAACCUGGAAAUUGUUUUAAAUAUAUUUUUUUGUUUGUGCAUAGAUAUGUUCACGAUUACCAAAUUAUUUGGACCAAACAAAAGUUGCCAUAAGUUUUAUAUUAAACAACUGUUUAAACUGGAAUUGCUAUGUUUUAUUUGUUCUUGCUAAAGUGAAAUAAACACUAAGUAAAUUUGGAGUAA